This is a messenger RNA of Sabethes cyaneus, 2805 nucleotides long. It is a transcript of the gene Cpr76Bd, whose product is annotated as paternally-expressed gene 3 protein. NCBI's taxonomy places the organism in Eukaryota, Metazoa, Arthropoda, Insecta, Diptera, Culicidae. The record is from RefSeq and is a predicted model, not a curated record. The transcript has 4 exons. Bases 1 to 2385 code for a protein of 794 amino acids.
AUGAUAAAGUUAUAUGUUUUUGCUGCAAUCUUGAUUGUGGCUUUAGCAGCACCUAGUUUAGGAAAUCCAGCACCAGACUGUCCGCCCGGUGGGCACAGUGGAUAUUCAUAUCCAGCACCAGAAGUACAAUUGUCCGUAGGAAAAGCAAUAAACUCUGUUAGCAUAACACCCGGAUUUUCAUCGUAUUCUGAAGGUGGAGCCGUUAAAUACGCAUCCGUAGGACCUUCAUAUAGCUCUUAUGACGCAUCUCCUGCAUACUCCGCUUACGGCAGUGACGCUGGAUUGAAGCUCUCUAGCUAUGUUCCGGCUGUGAAAAGUAUCUCCGCGACUCCAGGCGUUGUCUACGCAGAUAAAUCACCGGCAGUAACAUUUGGUUCAAGUAUCGCUGCUCCCGCUUUCGUUGCUCCCGCUGUGGCAACAAAAUACGUGUCUAGUGCACCAGCAUAUGUUUCGAAAGAUUAUCUUCCACCAGUUAAGACUGUAGUUUCCGCUGGCCCAGCCUAUUCCUCGUACGUCGCUGGCCCGGCAAUUUCAUCUUACUCCGCAACCCCUGCUGUAUCUUCAUAUAUUUCCACACCAGCUGUUAGCAAAGUCGCGUAUGCCGCACCAGCCGUUAGUUAUGCUGCUCCUAUUGCUUAUGCUCCAGCAGCAAAAGUAGCAAGUAUUGCUGCUCCAGCCGUUUCUUAUGCAUCUUAUGCACCUGCUGCAAAAGUGGCAACAUAUGCGGCACCAGCAGCAUACGCCUCAUAUACUCCGGCCGCCAAAAUCGCUUAUGCAGCUCCAUCACUGAGCUAUGCAGCACCCGUUGCAAAAGUGGCUGCUGUUGCUGCUCCUGCUGUAUCCUAUGCAUCAUACGUUCCGGCAACAAAAGUGGCAGCAAUCUCAGCUCCAGCUGCCUAUGCAUCGUACACCCCUGCCGCUAAAGUAGCAGCCUAUGCAGCUCCAGUUUCGGUAGCCGCUUAUGCACCUGCUGCUAAGGUAGCAUAUGCGGCUCCAGCAUCCUACGCCAGCUCAUAUGCGACCAGCUCAAAUAUUGCUUAUGCUGCACCAGUCGCAAAAAUAGCAUCAUAUGCUGCACCAGCUGCGUACGCUACAUAUUCCCCUGCAGCUAAAGUUGCUUAUUCAGCACCUGCCGUAUCAUAUGCUGCUGCUGCUCCAGCUGUAGCCAAAUACGUUUCUGCACCCGCUGUUUCCUCAUACUAUGCAGCACCAGCCGUCGCCAAAUAUGCUACAAGUCCAGCAAUUUCCAGUGCGUACGUAUCUGCUCCAGCGAUUACUAAAUAUGCACCAUAUUCUGCCCAUGCAUACGCGCCUGCCGUAUCACCAGCUUACCUUUCACAGCCAGUUGUUUCAAAGGUUGCCUAUGGCGGUCCAGCAGUUGCAAAGUAUGUGUCUAGUCCAGCUAUUUCUGCGUACGCAUCUACACCAGCGUUUUCAUCUUACGUUUCUUCGCCGGCCGUCUCUAAAGUGGUAUCCAGCCCAGCUUCAUACUCAUACGUUUCAAGUCCAGCAAUAGCAAAGGUGGCUGCUGUUCCUGCCGUAUCAGCUUCAUAUGCUGCUCCCGCUGCUAUCUCUACCGCUUAUGUUGCACCAGCAAUUACAAAAGUAGCGGCUGCUCCUGCAAUUUCAGCCGCAUACGUGGCUGCACCAGCGGUUGCAAAAUACACAACCGGACCAGCUUAUGCUGCCUACAGUGCGGGCCCCGCAUAUUCCAAAUUGGCCGUGUCACCGGCGAUUUCAGCGUAUAGUUCUGGAGCUUCCCUAUCGAAAUUAGUAUCAGGACCGGCAUAUUCGAGCUAUGUUAGUGCUCCAGCAAUCUCGAAAGUCGUUGCCACGCCUGCUGUAGCCGCGUAUAGCGCAUCUCCCGCUUAUUCUGCUUACUCUGUUGGCCCGGCAGUUUCCAAAUAUGCGGUCAGUCCCGCCAUAGCAGCAUACUCGGCUGGUGGAGGUGCUCAUGGUUACUACGGCGGCGGCCCGAUUCUUUCAUCUGCACAUUACGGUGGACUACGAUAUGCUUCUGCUGUGCCGGCUAUCUCAACUAGCUAUGCGGCUGCACCAGCUGCUACCAUUUACAAAUCGGCGGUUCCAGCGACGAUCGUGAAGACAGUUGCCGAAAAACAUCUCGAAUACUACGAUGAUCACCCACGAUACGCGUUUGAGUAUGGAGUGAACGAUCCUCUGACUGGUGAUAAUAAGCACCAUAAGGAGGAACGCGACGGAGAUGUUGUCCGUGGUCAGUACUCACUGGUUGAACCUGAUGGCAACGUACGUACGGUGGAUUACUAUGCCGACUGGGCCACCGGAUUCCAUGCUACCGUAACCAACAGUAGGGACCAGGUCCACGCGGUGAAAGUUCUAGGAAAACGAGCCGUUGUUAAAACGUAAUACUUCCAAUCGCUGCCUAAAUGACCCACGACAAAAUGUGAAUGUUUUUAGUUUGUAGAAUGUAGGUAAAGAAGAAAGAUGCCAACGCAAUUUAUUUAUUGAUCGAUGCAAUAUGUCAACAGCGAGCGAAAGGAAGAAAAACAUUGUAAAGAAAAAUCUUCUGUUUCAUCGUUUUAUUUUUUGCUAGCCAUGAUUUUUCAUUAGUACCAUUUCCAUACUGCGACCUCUUGUAAAUACUAAUUUUAAAAAAAAUUAAUUUUCACGACACAAAUAACCCAAUGCCAUUUCCUACAAAUCUUUUUUGUUUGUUUUGCACAUGAUCUGUUUCCUCACACCUUACCAUUGUUUUGUUAAAUCAUUUUUAAUGAGAUGCCAGCGAGAGUAACGAAUAGUAAGCAUUUGACUCAAUCAAAGGAAAAA